Messenger RNA from Parnassius mnemosyne (clouded apollo), 615 nucleotides. Lineage: Eukaryota; Metazoa; Arthropoda; Insecta; Lepidoptera; Papilionidae. The record is from the annotation of a GenBank genome assembly.
AUGAUAGGAGACCAGUCUGACAAUUGGAUUAUUAUAGGGGUGUCGGGAGUAACCUGCGGAGGAAAAACAACUUUAGCAAACCAAUUGAAGAACACAUUAACUCCCGUAUAUGUGUUCCAUCAAGAUAAAUACUUCCAUCCGGAUGACAGUCCCCGUCAUGUGAAAUGUGCGGGGUUAGAACAUAACAACUACGACAUUCUCUCAGCAUUGGAUAUGGAAAGCAUGUACAAUGAUAUAGUAACCACUAUUGAUGGAGAAGACAGGUCACAUGGAUCUUUCAGAGAAAGAAGAGAAGGGAGGUUGGAGAUUGACGACAAGAGUUUUAUAAUUGUCGAAGGGUUUACAGUGUUAAAUUAUGCGCCCAUUAAUGAAAUUUGUGAUUUAAGAUAUUACUUUGUGUUGGAAUAUGAAGAAUGCUUGUUAAGACGAUCAUACAGGCUGUAUGAUCCUCCAGAUGUCGAAGGCUACUUUGACCAGUGUGUUUGGCCUGAACACCUAAAAUAUAAAGCGGAGAUCGAGCGAGAUGCGCGAGUCACAAUACUCGAUGGAACGCAGCAAGACUCACUGAGCAUUGUUGUACGGGACUUGCAAAAUCUGGGGGCCAAUUAUAUAUAG